Molecule: messenger RNA, 1689 nt
Organism: Metarhizium brunneum ARSEF 3297
Lineage: Eukaryota; Fungi; Ascomycota; Sordariomycetes; Hypocreales; Clavicipitaceae
Biological process (GO): transmembrane transport
Cellular component (GO): plasma membrane
Molecular function (GO): transmembrane transporter activity
Source: RefSeq, a predicted model, not a curated record
AUGGGAGCGUCUCUCGGGUUUGCGAGUAUGAACUUUCACUCCAUCCUGACCGACUUGUUUGGAGCCUCUCUUAUGAGCUGCAACCCUCAUCAGGAAGUCGUCGAUGACUUUGAUGCCCGGCGGCAUGGCGGAGGCAUGGGUGUAUGGUUAGGCAUUUGGACUUGGUGUUGGAUUGGGUCCCUAGGAGUUGGGUUUCUAGUUGGGGCCGGCAUUAUCGACAAUCACCCUCCAGCUUGGGGGUUCUAUGUCAGCAUCAUAACUAUUGCCAUUGUGCUUUUUCUCAACGUUGUCUGUCCCGAGGUUCGCCGAUCAGCGUAUCGACGUUCCGUGGCUGAAGUCCGAACUGGAGAAGAUAUCUCGCGGCGAGUAGCUCGCGGCGAAAUCAUGAUGCAUCGAGUGAAGACGGGCCCCAAAUGGUGGGGACAGGAGGUGUAUCAUGGCAUCGCACUUAGCUGUGAAAUGCUACGCCAGCCAGGAUUUGCAGUCCUGACAGUGUACUCUGCCUGGAUUUACGCUCAGGCAGUGCUGAUCAUCAUCCUCUUGGGAUCACUUGUUUCCCGGUUUUAUCACAUGCAGCCCACUGAAGUUGGUUUAUUUGUUGGAUGCAUGGCGUUGGGUGCACUUCUCGCAAUACCAUUCCAAAAAGCCAAUUUAUUCUCGCGGUCUCGUCAAGCUCAGUUGAACAGCAAUUUAGCCACACUGGACAGGAAAGUUGCUUGGUCAUCUCACCUGGUUCGUCGGAUUGUCUUUACACUUCUCUUGCCUCUAGCUGGAAUUUGUUAUGCAGCCGUAUCGUCGGGACCACCAAUACACGUCAGCAUACCGACAAUCUUUUCAGGAUUUGUUGGGUUCUUUUCCAGUCUUGCCAUCUCGGAAUGUAACGGGUUGGUCAUGGAGGCUUUUGAUUGCUCCGAUUUAUCUCCAGGAAUGACUGGACGCCAAAGAGGCGGUUCCGGCAGGAAUCAGAAGAGAACCAAUUACUCAUCGUUCCCGCGUGUCACAGCAGGAUUCGCAUCUAUACAUUCCCUAGCAUUCUUCUUUGCUGCUGGUGCUACCGCUCUAGGCGGCCAUGUGACCAGAACCUUGGGGCAGCAAGUUUCUACAGGCGUGGUAGCAGGGAUCCUGCUCAUAUUGACUGUUUUGUUGCUUGUCAUUCUUCUUCGUUUUACUGAAGUUCAAAUUGUCCCGAAAUCCAAAUCACAAGAAAUGGAUAGAUUGGUAGAGGCCCGUCGACGUUCGACCAUUAGAAGAGUCUCCAUGCCUAAUAACUCACAAGCGAUACUCGAUGAGGAGAGGGCAUGGCGGCCGGCCAUGAUUGGAAACCCAACUAGCAAGAAACGCCGUAUGAAUAUUUUUGAACUCGGUAGCAUGACCCGCUGGCAGGAGAUCCGAAAGAAGAAUAAGUUGAUUGACGCUGGUGCUCAUCUCAACAGAGAAGCAUGGGACCAAGGAAUGGAUGCUUUGGAUGACCAACUAAGCGACUUCAAAAAGGACGCACAUGGACUCUGGCACGGAAAGAAACGGAGUGCAAGAAGGGUAUGUCGUACAGACGAGAGCAGCGACGCCGGUCAUCAAAUAGAGAUGAGAAACUUGGAAGACCAAGGAAAACGCGGCAGACGAGAGUGUGCGCUAAGCCGAACCUCGGAUGAGGGAAUCGCUGGCAACAGGAGGCGACGAGGAAAGCGUUGA